Pelodiscus sinensis (Chinese soft-shelled turtle) is the source of this 1737-nucleotide messenger RNA. Lineage: Eukaryota; Metazoa; Chordata; Testudines; Trionychidae. The record is from RefSeq and is a predicted model, not a curated record.
AAUUUCAAAGGAAGCUCUUUGGGCUAUACCAUUCAACAACAGUCUAUAAUCCAUCUGUAAUGUUCUAAGAUACCAAUAACCAAGAAAUUUCUCAUAAGACAUGAGCCACUGAUGAUGGGGGAUUGGAACUUGCUGGGCAGCAUCCUAGAGGAAGUGCAUAUCCAUUCCACCAUCGUGGGCAAAAUCUGGCUCACUAUCCUUUUUAUAUUCCGCAUGCUGGUGCUGGGAGUGGCUGCUGAAGAUGUUUGGGAUGACGAGCAGUCUGAGUUCAUUUGUAACACCGAGCAACCUGGCUGCAGCAAUGUCUGUUAUGACAAAGCCUUCCCCAUCUCUCUGAUCAGAUACUGGGUGCUACAGAUCAUCUUUGUCUCUUCCCCAUCCCUAGUCUAUAUGGGGCAUGCACUUUAUAGACUUAGGGCCCUGGAGAAAGAGAGGCAAAAGAAGAGAGCUCAUCUCAGAGCCCAGCUAGAAGAGCUGGAGCCCAUCCUGGAAGAGCACAAGAAAAUGGAAAGGGAGUUAAGGAAGUUAGAAGAACAGAAGAAAGUGAACAAGGCACCCUUGAGAGGGUCUCUAUUGCGCACCUAUGUCUUGCAUAUCUUAACCCGUUCCGUGGUGGAAGUAGGUUUUAUGAUAGGCCAGUAUGUUUUAUACGGGCUUCAAAUGCAUCCCCUUUACAAAUGCACUCGGCCUCCCUGCCCUAACACAGUGGAUUGUUUUGUGUCCAGACCCACAGAGAAGACCAUCUUUAUGAUUUUUAUGCAUAGCAUCGCAGCUGUCUCCCUGUUCCUGAACAUCCUGGAGAUUAUCCACCUGGGACUAAAGAAGAUAAAGACAACCCUGCACGAGAGGCAAAGAAGAGAGACAGCGAUGGCAGAGGAGGAGACAAGCAUUUGCAACUUGAAGAAGAACUCGGUGGUACAGCAAGUUUGCAUCAUGAGAAAUUCCUCCCCCCAGAAUAGCUAUAAACUUUUGCCCACCCAGCAGGGGGGGCUGCCUGUUUAUCUGCCUCCAGCACAAGGGUACAAAGUGCUCCAGACCCCUGCUGAUCAUGGCCAGCGGGCAGUAGGGAUGGGUGCUGAGCAGCGCCGGUGCAGCACAGACAGGCCUAAGAGUGACCAGCACCAUGGACAGGUCCCUCGCCUGUACAAGCACCCAGAGCACCCCCAGGAAAGGGAGCAGCACCACAGACAGCUCCCCAACCAGAAUGUGGGACAGCCACCCAGACACCCUUCCUCCAGCAGCGAGGAGACCCACAAACAGCCCCAGCAGAGUGUUGAGAACUGCCCAGAGAGUGAACAGCACAUCCCAGAGCCGCCCAGAAACCCCGUGCAGCCAGCCAAGACCCCCACUAAUGCUGGUCCACUAGAGAUUUCCCAAGGCCCCCGCAACAUGCUCCGCAAACACAGCCGGGUGAGCAGCUGCAAAGAUUACGGGGAUGAUCGUGUUGACUCUCCAGACAGUGGGCACUAUCAGGGCAAUCGCAAGGCCAGCUUCCUGUCCAGGGUGCUGUCCGAGAGCCAGUUGGCCAGUGACACAGAGAGCUCCGAUUCCAGGAAUGGCUCCAGCUCUGAAGCCAAAUGCAGAGAGGAGAGCAGCCCUCCCAUCACCCCACCACCCCCUUCUGCAAUGGGUCGCAGGAUGUCCAUGACAAUCAGCAAAUACAAUGCGGAAGAAAAUUCUCAUUCUCUUAAAAAAAGAAUCAUCAUUUUCUUCUUUGCUGUUUCCAGUAUUGCCUGA